AUUAACCUCAAAAUCACUUCCCAGGGUUUUCAAGCACCAAGCCUCCAACCCUCUAAAGCCAGAGGAACACAAAAGCUUCCUUCUCUUCCUCUCUUCUCUUCUAAAAAGGUUCUUCUCAGUUUUCUGUUUCUAGAAUCUUCUAAGCUUCUUCUGUUUCCCAACUAACUGAGUAGCAAGCCAUGGAAACGAGUCCUGGCCGUACGAUUAAGCUCCUCUGCAGCUACGGCGGCAAGAUCCUCCCACGCGCUACCGACGGCGAGCUCCGUUACAUCGGUGGCCACACCAGAGUCCUCACCGUGGACCGUUCCAUUUGCUUCUCAGACUUGUUGGUAAAGCUAGGAGAGUUGUGCGGUUCGUCUGUGACGUUACGGUGUCAAUUGCCGAACGGAGACUUAGAAACCUUGAUCUCCGUCACCAACGACGAAGAUCUGACGCACAUAAUCGAAGAAUAUGACCGCGCUUCGUCGAAACUACCUCAUCCGUUGAAGAUCAGAGCCGUGCUGUUUCCGCCAAAAUCGUCUAAGAAGGUUUCUCCGGCGACGUCGUCUCCGUCGUUGUCUUCCUCUGCUUCAUCCAGCGCCAGUCACUCGCCAGCAAGAUCUCCGUACACCUCCGCAGAAUCGCUGCCGCAUGUGGCGGCGUAUCGCGUCGUCCGCCAAAGCCGUCCUGUCCCGAUCCGUAACGGAUCGGCGAAAGCGUGUUGCUACAACGGCCAGCUAGAAGGAAGCCCUAGGUUUCUUUAUUACGGAUCUCGCUUCAGUAAUUACUGCCAUUGAAGCGGAAGCUUUAGAGUUAUGCACAGUAAAUACAAGGAUUAAGGAACAAUAUCCAAAUACGAACCUGAUUCUUCAAUAUAUAUGACGAUGAUGAUGAAAAAUACCAAAGGACUCGAGAAAAAUUAGGGAAAAAAAUGAAUGAAAAGAGGAAAACAUAGAGAGAGAUGAGUUAAGAAGAAUUUUAUUUAGUUUUAAGUUUGAUAAAAUUUUGGAUCUGGUUGAGGUUCUAAUUUUUUAAACGAGCUUCAGUUCUUUUCUUCCUUGGGCUUCAUUGGCUUUGGAACUAUUAUUUGUCCCUGAACCAGUCAGGGGUCCGUUACCGUAACCGUAAACAGCCAUCUAAUUCGGACACAAUUUUUUGUGACGUGUCCUAUGCGUUCCGCUUUUGGUGGUUUUCCUUCCGUUUAACGACGCUCGUUGAUGUGAAUUCAUUAUUUGAUUAUUUACCGGUCAAUAAUCGCGUUUGGUGUGUUUGAAGGGGCGGAUAUUGAUGCUUGUGGCGUUUGGGAAGAGGA
Arachis ipaensis is the source of this 1291-nucleotide messenger RNA. Its product is annotated as Octicosapeptide/Phox/Bem1p family protein. NCBI's taxonomy places the organism in Eukaryota, Viridiplantae, Streptophyta, Magnoliopsida, Fabales, Fabaceae. Gene Ontology annotation, molecular function: protein binding. The record is from RefSeq and is a predicted model, not a curated record.